AUGGUUCCCUCAGGGACAAGAGAUCUUUUGUAUAUCGAGAUUCACGCCAUCGACUCAGACGUCGUGUGCCUCUCCGUGAACGCGACGACUACCUCUACAGGUGUCGUGACCGUCGCGAACCUCACCACGAGCAAGAACGCGAUAAAGGAAGUGAGUGGCUCGACGCUCUGCCAGCAGGUUGCGGAGUGGCUCGUCGCGGACUACAUUUUCACUGACGCCACUGCGCUGUUCGUGGAUCUCGACAAAGUCGUUUUCGACGGCGAAGUGUUGACCGCAGUCAUCACCGAUAACAUAGUGUAAAUGUGACUUCCUUUGGGGAGAUUUAUGGGCCGGCCGCGGACGAUGUGUACUAGUGUGGUGUUUGUAGA
Phanerochaete carnosa HHB-10118-sp is the source of this 368-nucleotide messenger RNA. RefSeq lists its product as uncharacterized. The record is from RefSeq and is a predicted model, not a curated record. The transcript has a single exon. Gene Ontology annotation, biological process: proteolysis. Lineage: Eukaryota; Fungi; Basidiomycota; Agaricomycetes; Polyporales; Phanerochaetaceae. Gene Ontology annotation, molecular function: glutamic-type endopeptidase activity. The coding region runs from base 1 to 300 and encodes 99 amino acids.